AUGAAAAAACAUAAAAGAAUUUAUAUGCCUGAACAAAAGGCCGCAAGAAAUGAAGCUAAAAGAAAAAGAUUAGCUUCAAUGCCACCUGAAGAGCAGUUAAAAAAUCAAAAUACAUUACCACUACCACUUGCUAGCCAGCUUUCUGAUAAUGAUCACAAUCUUUUAAAAAAUUUUCGUAAUGCGGUUGUUGCACUUAGAUUUAAUUUUUGUUCUACUUGUAAAGAGAGUUUUCCUACAAUUAUGUUAGUAAAAACAACAGGAUUAUGUUCUAGAUGCAGUAGAGAAAGUUUGAUUCCAAAAAGGUUCUCAGCUGAGAAUGAUAUAGAUCCAGAAAUUCUUGCUGAACUUCCUCAACUUAGUCAGGUUGAAGAGAUGCUCAUCACACAGAUUCUUUCUAUACUAACCGUCUACAAGCUUCAAGAACUUAUUACAAAAUUACCUCAAAAUCCUUCGACAAUUGAUGCUUUAGUUAUUCGAAAAUUUGGACAGAAUCUUACUUCAUUUCAAGAUUUUAAAGAUAUAUUACAAACUAUUCCAGAAGAUGGUUUUAUAUUUAAUCGAUUAAAUACUAUAUACGAUAAUAAUUUGAGCAAAGAUAUGGCUUUUUUAAAUAAUAAUGACAUUCUCAGUACUUCUGAAGACUAUAUUAAACAUUCUUUUAUACCCAAUUCAGUUUCUAAAGAAACUGAAGAAGUAGCUACAUAUUCUGAAAUUAAUCAACUUGUAAAUUUGAAUUCCAAUAUCCUGAUUAACUGGCCUACUAUUAAAGAUAAUCCUAUAAAUGAAUUUGAGGAAGUUGGCUAUAUAAUGAAAGCAUUUCCUACCUUAUUUCCUAAAGGAAAAGCAGAUUUACGUAGUACUCAACGAUAUCGUCAAGUAUAUUCUGCUGAAUAUUUUGAACAUUUAAUUAAAUAUCAUGAUAGAAGAUUUGUACAACAUAAAAGAUUUCAUUAUUUUGCAUUAAACUCUAUAAUGAGAUGA
Messenger RNA from Cetraspora pellucida, 981 nucleotides. NCBI's taxonomy places the organism in Eukaryota, Fungi, Glomeromycota, Glomeromycetes, Diversisporales, Gigasporaceae. The record is from the annotation of a GenBank genome assembly.